GGUUCAUGUCAGACAGUAAAAGUUCAAUCAAUCAAUUAUUUUUGUUUUUGUUGACGCUCUCCCACUUAGUUCCUAUUAUUUUUACACAUUAAAAACAUGAAGAUAGUGAUUAUUUUAGAAACUACGAGAUAAUAUAAAUUGAUGUUUAUUAGGCAGUGUAAUCAGAAAAAUAUAUUAGUUUAUCAGAAAUACCCACCUAUCUAAUAAUGAAUGGGUUUAUAGCUGUACAUUGUGGUGCUGGUUAUCACAGUGAUACAUUGAAAAAGGAAUAUCAAAAAACUUGUUAUUUAGCAUGCAGGAAAGCUGCCACUGCUCUCCAGCAAGGUGGUAACGCCGUAGAUGCUGUAGAGAAAGCCAUAAUAGAAUUAGAAAAUAGUCCACUAACUAAUGCUGGCUAUGGAUCAAACCUAAGUUGGAAUGGCACUGUAGAAUGUGAUGCAUCUCUCAUGAAUGGCCAAACUUUACAUUUUGGUGCCUGUGGGGCUGUUUCAAAUGUAUGGAAUCCAAUCACAUUAGCCAAACAAUUAUGCAUUAAACAAUGUGAUAAUUUGUCUUUGGGCAGAGUCCCUCCUUGCAUACUUACUGGACAUGGAGCAAGAUCCUGGGCACAAAGACUGGGUUUGGAAAUUGUAGAAGAUCACAAAAUGGUCUCAGCACGUGCAUUUCGAAACUAUAAACAUUGUAAAAGAAAGCUGAAACGAUAUUCCAUACAAAAUGAUAUUAAAUUUAGCCCAUUAGACACAGUUGGGGCAAUCUGUGUGGAUUCCAAUGGUGUUGUAGCUUCUGGAGCAAGUUCUGGUGGUGUUUCUUUGAAGCAUGAAGGCAGAGUUGGGCAGGCUGCUUCCUUUGGCAGUGGAGUUUGGGCAGUAAUGAGCAGGGAUGGCACAAAGCCUUCAGUGGCCUCUUGCACUUCUGGAUGUGGGGAACAUUUGAUUCGAACACAGCUAGCUAAAAAUUCUGCAGAAAGUUUGCUUGACCCUUCUCCAGUUUUAGGCCUUGAUAAAUGUUUGAAAGAGAAUUUCCUACAGUCACCUUUUUUAUGGGAUGUCCCUGAUAGGCUUGGUGGAACAUUAGCUUUGAAAUUUGAUGCACUGAAUGGUGAAGGAGAAUUACUUUGGGGUCACACUACAAAAACAAUGUGUAUUGGGUACAUGUCAACUGAAAACGACAGACCAAAGUGCAUCAUUUCUUAUCUGCCACAAAAAGUGGAACCAGGCCAGAAAGCAGUUGUAUCAGGACAGUCAUUCAAAGUGUCCAUGCAGCCUUGUCCUGUGAAGUGGGAGGUAAAAGCAGAGUCUGGUUGUAAUGGAUCUCUUCUAGAAUAAUGUAAAAUAUUUAGAUGUAAGCACAAAUAAAUAAAAUGUGUGAAGUGCAGUUGGAAAAUAAAGUUCUUAGUACCAUAA
Messenger RNA from Spodoptera litura, 1403 nucleotides. It is a transcript of the gene Tasp1, whose product is annotated as Taspase 1. Gene Ontology annotation, biological process: protein maturation. Gene Ontology annotation, cellular component: cytoplasm. The record is from RefSeq and is a predicted model, not a curated record. Gene Ontology annotation, molecular function: threonine-type endopeptidase activity. NCBI's taxonomy places the organism in Eukaryota, Metazoa, Arthropoda, Insecta, Lepidoptera, Noctuidae.